Molecule: messenger RNA, 2814 nt
Organism: Chrysochloris asiatica (Cape golden mole)
Lineage: Eukaryota; Metazoa; Chordata; Mammalia; Afrosoricida; Chrysochloridae
Gene: TJP3
Product: tight junction protein 3
Exons: 21
Coding region: 1-2814 (937 amino acids)
Biological process (GO): cell-cell adhesion; positive regulation of blood-brain barrier permeability; protein localization to cell-cell junction
Cellular component (GO): bicellular tight junction; plasma membrane
Molecular function (GO): cell adhesion molecule binding
Source: RefSeq, a predicted model, not a curated record
AUGAGUCUGUUGUGGCUCCACCCCAUUUUCCCUGCCCGCUCCCUCCAGGUGGCAGACAUGGAGGAGGUGACCAUCUGGGAGCAGCAUACGGCCACACUCAACAAGGACCCCCGCAGGGGCUUUGGCAUUGCUAUCUCUGGAGGCCGAGACCGGUCCAGUGGCUCUGUGAUUGUGUCAGACGUAGUGCCUGGGGGACCAGCUGAGGGCCAGUUGCAGACAGGGGACCAAAUUGUCAUGGUGAAUGGAGUCUCUAUGGAAACUGUCACCUCCACCUUCGCCAUCCAGAUACUGAAGACUUGCACCAAGCUAGCCAACAUUACAGUGAAGAGACCCCGGAAGAUCCAGCUACCGACCACCAAGGCAAGCCCCUCGAGCCCAGGCCACCUGGACUCAGAUGAGGAGGAUGGACACCAACGUCUCAAUGACACUGACCAUGGCCAAGGCUACGAAGGCGACUCGUCCAGUGGCUCGGGCCGCUCCUGGGGUGAGCGUUCCCGCAGACCUAGGGCUGGCCGCCGGAGUCGCGCUGGCAGCCAUGGGCGCAGGAGCCCUAGUGGCGGCUCCGAAGCCAAUGGGCUGGCCCUGGUGUCCGGCUUUAAGCGGCUCCCAAGGCAGGACGUGCUGAUGAAGCCCAUGAAGUCAGUGCUGGUGCGGCGGAAAGAGAGUGAAGAGUUUGGGGUCAAAUUGGGCAGUCAGAUCUUCAUCAAGCACAUCACGGAUUCGGGUCUGGCUGCCCGGAACCGGGGGCUGCAGGAAGGAGAUCUUAUCCUACAGAUCAACGGGGUAUCCAGCGAGAAUCUGUCAUUGAGCGACACACGACGGCUGAUUGAGAAGUCGGAAGGGAAGCUCACCCUGCUGGUGCUCAGGGAUCGGGGGCAGUUCUUGGUGAACAUCCCACCCGCGGUCAGCGACAGUGAGAGCUCCCUCCUGGAAGAUAUCUCAGACCUGGACUCCGAAUUCUCUCAAGCACCACCCUCUCAUGUCCCUCCACCGCCCCGGCAUAGGCAGCGAAGCCCUGAUACUAGCCGGACCUCCUCACCUGUGGAGAGACCCCGACUUCAGCAGAUGCGAUCUGUGGACUCCAGAGCUGCCUCAGAACCAGGUGAGAUGGGGGGUGACUCUCCCCAAGAAACCAGCUAUGACAUCUACCGGGUACCCAGUGGCCAGAACAUAAGGGAUCAUGGGUAUAGUCCUGAUGCACGGGUGGUCUUCUUCACCAAGGGGGCCAACAUUGGGCUGCGGCUGGCUGGGGGCAACGACGUGGGCAUCUUCGUGUCAGGGGUGCAGGCGGGCAGUGCGGCUGAUGGGCAGGGCAUCCAGGAGGGGGACCAGAUCCUGCAGGUGAAUGACAUGCCCUUCCGGAACCUGACGAGGGAGGAGGCUGUGCAGUUCCUGCUGGGACUGCCCCCAGGCGAGGAGGUGGAACUAGUGAUGCAGCGGAAGCAUGACAUCUUCCAGAAGAUGGUGCAGUCCCGUGUGGGUGAUUCCUUCUACAUACGAACCCACUUCGAGAUGGAGCCCAGUCCCCCACAUGGCCUGGGCUUCACGCGUGGCGAUGUCUUCCACGUGGUGGAUACAUUGUACCCAGGCUCCGGGCAGAGCCAUACCCGAGGGGGCCACUGGCUAGCAGCCCGCAUGGGUCGGGACCUCCAGGAGCAGGAGCGAGGGACCAUUCCCAACCAGAGCAGGGCAGAGCAGCUGGCCAGUCUGGAGGCUGCCCAGAGGGCUGUGGGGGUCGGGCCCGGCUCUUCGGCCAGUUCCAACGCAAGAGGAGAAUUCUGGCGGCUGCGGGGUCUUCGUCGUGGAGCCAAGAAGACCACCCACCAGAGCCGCGAGGACCUGUCAGCUCUGACCAAGCAGGGUCACUACCCGCCCUAUGAGCGAGUGGUGCUGCGAGAAGCCGGCUUCAAACGCCCGGUGGUGAUCCUGGGACCCGUGGCAGAUAUUGCGAUGCAAAAAUUGGCUGCUGAGAUGCCUGAGCAGUUUGGAAUCGCAGAGAGCGUGUUGAGGACUGAGAGCCCCUCGAAGAUCAUUAAACUGGACACUGUGCGGGUGAUUGCAGAGAAUGACAAGCACGCACUCUUAGAUGUGACGCCCUCGGCGAUCGAGCGUCUCAAUUACGUGCAGUACUACCCCAUUGUGGUCUUCUUCGUCCCGGAGAGCCGCUCGACCCUCAAGGCUCUGCGGCAAUGGCUGGCCCCUGCCUCGCGACGUAGUUCCCGCCGCCUCUACGCACAGGCCCAGAAGCUGCAGAAGCAUAGUGACCACCUUUUUACAGCCACCAUCCAUCUGCACGGCACCAGUGACUCUUGGUACCAGGAGCUCAAGGCGGCCAUCCGAGAGCAGCAGAUGCAGCCCGUCUGGACAGCCGAGGACCAGGUGGACAGCUCCUCCGAGGACAACCUGGACCUCCCUCUCCGUGGCUUGGCUGACAGCUCAGCCGACCUCAGCUGUGACAGCCGCGUCAACAGUGACUAUGAGACAGACGGUGAGGGAUACACUGACGGUGAGGGAUACACUGAUGGUGAGGCUGGGCCCCGCGUGGACGUGGCCAAGAGGCCCCUAGCAGUACCUGCACUGGCCCGAUCCUCAGAGCCCGUGCUGCUGGACGAGCCCCAGAGUCCACGGGACCAUGGGAGAUCCUCAGCCCACCUGGGAGCCCAGGUGGGCAGCCAGAGCCCUCAUGGUCAGUGGCGACAAGACAGCAUGCGGACAUAUGAGCGGGAGGCCCUGAAGAAAAAGUUUACACGAGUCCGAGACGUGGAGUCCUCUGAGGAAGAGGGUUAUGAUUGGGGCCCGGCCACUGACCUGUGA